Messenger RNA from Schistosoma turkestanicum, 499 nucleotides. Lineage: Eukaryota; Metazoa; Platyhelminthes; Trematoda; Strigeidida; Schistosomatidae. The record is from the annotation of a GenBank genome assembly.
UAAUUGGUUCACACGAUGAUCCUGUUAUAAUGGAAACAGAAUAUUUAGCUGAUGAAGCAUUUAUCACUACACCGACUGCUAAUAGUAAUAUUACUUCACAAUUCUUUCAAGAAUGUAAUCAAUUACAGCAUAAACAAAAAGAAUCAUCUUAUAUGCAUCAUCAUCAAAAGCGUCCAUCAUUAAUGAAACAAACUACACUAGAUUGUAAUACCAAAGAUGAUAAUUGGCAUUCUACUUCAAUUACAACUAGUACUACUGAUAGUGCUGACAUUUGUAAAGUGGUUUCAUGUUGUGUUGAUAUACCGAUAGUCAGAAAAAAUCGUUCCUCUUCAAAAUUUCAACGUAAAUCAAUGGAUUGUACAAAGUUAUUAACUUCGAAAUGUCGUGAUUUAUCAUUGAUCGAUUGGAAAAGUAGACAAAUUAUACCAGCAUCAAGUUAUCCUGGAUUAUUUACUGCUACUACCAUUACUACGGUUCCAUUAAAUAAAGAUGUCGAAUG